CCAGAAAGGUCUCCACAGCAUAUGACCUCAGCUCUCUUGGUAUUCUACUCCAGUCCAGGACUAUGCCAAUCUGUGGCCAUGUUCCCGCCAGCCAGUCACCUCCUGUCCCUGCUGCUGGUGAUAGACGCAGGGGGGACCGUGCCCAGCCCCCAGGGGGUUCCCCAGGGCUGCUAUGCAGCAGAGGAAGCUGGGGAGAGGACCUUCCGCUGCAGCCAGGCGGGUCUGAGCAUCGUGCCCACCAGCAUCCCCAACGACACCCGCAAGCUCUACCUGGAUGCCAACCGGCUGGUGUCGGUGCCAGCUGGUGCCUUCCGGCACCUGCCUGUCCUGGAGGAGCUGGAUCUGUCCCAUAACAUCCUUGCCCACCUCUCAGGGGCUGCUUUCCAGGGCCUGGCGGGCACACUGCGCCACCUCGACCUCUCUGCCAACCAGCUGGCCUCGGUGCCCGUGGAGGCUUUCAUGGGGCUAAAGAUCCAAGUGAACCUGUCUGCCAACCCAUGGCGCUGUGACUGUGCCCUCCAGGAGGUGCUCCGUCGGGUGAGGCUGGCCCCAGGCACUGGGACGGGCAUUGUGUGUGGCCCAGAAGCCCGACCGGACCUUGUGGGGCAGAAGUUCCUGCCACUGGUCGGGGAGGAAGAGUUGUGUGGGACAGGGCGGGGCGGGGCCCGGCGCAGCACUGACGUGGCCCUGCUGGUCACCAUGGGGGGCUGGCUGGUUCUGGUGGUGGCUUAUCUGGCCCACUACGUGUGGCAGAACCGGGACGAGACCCGACGUCCCCUCAAGCAGGCCCAAGUGCUGCCUGUGCGCUCUGAGGAUUCCUCCACCCUCAGCACAAUGGUCUGA
This is a messenger RNA of Capra hircus (goat), 843 nucleotides long. It is a transcript of the gene LRRC3C, whose product is annotated as leucine rich repeat containing 3C. NCBI's taxonomy places the organism in Eukaryota, Metazoa, Chordata, Mammalia, Artiodactyla, Bovidae. Gene Ontology annotation, molecular function: protein binding. The record is from RefSeq and is a predicted model, not a curated record. Bases 22 to 843 code for a protein of 273 amino acids. The transcript has 3 exons.